Messenger RNA from Malurus melanocephalus (red-backed fairy wren), 1845 nucleotides. RefSeq names its product endosomal transmembrane epsin interactor 2 (gene ENTREP2). The coding region runs from base 13 to 1845 and encodes 610 amino acids. Lineage: Eukaryota; Metazoa; Chordata; Aves; Passeriformes; Maluridae. The transcript has 11 exons. The record is from RefSeq and is a predicted model, not a curated record.
AUAACCUUUUUCAUGCUGCUCUCUGCAGUGUGUGUGAUGCUCAACUUGGCCGGGUCCAUUCUCUCCUGUCAGAACGCUCAGCUGGUGAGGUCCCUGGAAGGAUGUCAGUUGAUUAAAUUCGACAGUGAUGGUGUCUGUGUUUGCUGUGAAAUGCAGCAUCAAACAUCAGGCUGCAGUAACUUGGGAGAAACACUGAAACUGAACCCUCUGCAGGAAUGCAAUGCAGUGAGGCUGACCCUAAAGGACCUGUUGUUCAGUGUGUGCGCUCUCAAUAUCAUCUCCACCAUUGUCUGUGCUCUGGCAACAGCAAUGUGUUGCAUGCAGAUGGUUUCUUCUGAUCUUCUGCAAAUGUUUCUGCCACAGAGGCCACAUUCUGCCAAUCCUGACUGCAUGACUCCACAUGGAACUGUCCUGCACCAAACGCUGGAUUUUGAUGAGUUCAUCCCACCAAUCCCACCCCCACCCUACUACCCACCAGAAUACACCUGCACCCCCGUGGUGGAGGCACAGAGAGGUCUCCAUUUGGACUUCCCUCAUUCCCCAUUUGGUGCUUUGUAUGAAGUAACCAUUAAUAGCCCAGGAAUGCUGUAUCCAAGUGAGCUGCCCCCUCCUUACGAGGCAGUGAUUGGAGAGAUGCCUGCCAGYCAGGUCACUGGUGCUGCUCAGCAAGUGUCUGAAUCGAGCCUGGGGGAGAGGAACACGACCCCAGACUUCAGCACACAAGUUUCMGUUGAGAGCACCUCUUUGAUGGUCUCUGAGGCUGUUGAUAUCCCAGACCGUAGCUACUCCUCUGAAGAUCUUUGUUCACUGGAAGUUCAAGGAUCUCUCCACUCUGCAGACCUUUCUCCCUACUGUGUGACCCCCAAAGGGGCUGCAGAGCAGAGCUGCAGCACCCUGGAUUGCCACUGUCACUGCAGGUUUCACAGAACUCGCUCAGAGGGCUUUCCUGAUGAGGGGGACAGUUCCCACAGCCGAGCCUCUACAGAGAAGUCUCAAGGACAGGAAAAGAACUGUGCCCAUGGCAGGUCCUUGGACUGUUCCUCAGGGAAUUACAGCCCCUCAGAAAGAGAACUGCAGAGUUCUGCUCAGGAGAGCAGUGCCACGCUGCCUUUGAAGCAAAAGCAAACCUGCUGUGUGGACUUYAGCCAGCCUCCUGCCCCUUUCCAGACCUCUCCCUGUUUUGGGCCUGCAAAUAUUUCAUGGUGUGCAGGUGGCCACGAGGCUGCUGUCCCUCAGCAGCACAGUCCCAAACAGCCAGGCUCAAACAUUGUCCGCUCCAGCAGUGCCCCUGUGUCCUGUUCAUCUGCCACUGAAGGUGAUAAUUGUACCUGGACUCCUGUGUGCAGCCAGUGCCAAGAUGCAGGAUUAUCUCCAGCUACAGCAGAAACAGUUCCUGUUUCUGGUUCUCAUAUGGCUGCCUCUGCUUGCCAGCACUCUUUGAGCAGUGGAAAACAGAGGGAUACAAGGAGAAUUGACCUGCACCUAAAGCCAAAGGCUUUUCACAGAGUCUCAAAAGAGCGGCCACACUCCUUAGUGGACCUUAAGGCCUAUAAAGACACUAAAAUUUUAGUGGCAAAGUUUUUGGAACAUUCAAACUGUAAUCUCCCUCCAGAAGUWCGUCACGUAGUGAACAGCAUACGGUCAGUCAUUAAAUCUGAUGAGAGACACAUGGAAGAAGCCAUCUUCAGUGCCAAUAUCAUAGACCAGGUCAUUACAAGUUGCCAGCAGAACGUGCAGCCCUGCAGGAAGCGGCUGCGGGAGGAUCUGCACCUGCGGAGCUGCGGCGCUCUGAGCUCUGCGGCCGCUGCGGUGCGCAGGGUCCAACUAAYUGAUCUGUCCAAUUAA